AUGACGAGCGGUGCGAAUGCGAGGAGACGUGGCAUUGCUCGAUUUUGGCGGCGAUUGCGGGCGGACAGUGUUCUUGGGCAUCGCUUCCAGUUCAGGGGCGAAAGGCGAGACAUUAUCUCGGGGCUGAAUUGCCCUCCAACGCCAUCGACUGGCUUUGCCUAUCGACGAAAUUCUACGCGCUUACCGGUACUUCUCGUAACUUCAAUCGGCUUCUUUCACGCUCUCCUACAGCAUCGGCCGUGA
Gongylonema pulchrum is the source of this 243-nucleotide messenger RNA. The record is from the annotation of a GenBank genome assembly. NCBI's taxonomy places the organism in Eukaryota, Metazoa, Nematoda, Chromadorea, Rhabditida, Gongylonematidae.